GGCUCCUGCCUGGAGGCAAUCUGAAGCGGCUGCUUGACAGAAGGAACAGGGAAGUGGUGCCAGAAGGCCCAGCAGUAAGUAGCAGCGGCCGCUGCUGCCAGCAGCCUUGUCUCUCUCUCUGGCCGGCAGCCAGUCACAUUCCUUGCUGUGCCCAGGAGGAUGGAGCCAGCCCCGGAUCACAGCGCGAGCCCCCACCCGCCCCGCAUUCCUCAGGGCAGGCCAGGGUGUUCUGCCCGCACGGGCUGCAGGGAGGCGCAGCGCGAGCCUCGGAGAUCAAGCCGGGGCGGCGGUGGGGAAGCUGCGGGUCAGUGACUAGCUCCCGGCAUGUCCCCAGCGCCCCGUCCCCUGCCCUGCUCCCACGUGCGCUCCCUGCCCGCCGUCUGACCCGCCCGCACUGGGCUUGGCGGAUCCCGACCCGGUGCUUGUCUCGACGGAGCUUUUAGGGCACCCGGUGACCAUGACUCAGUGCUGCCAGCCGGGCUGGGGGAGCCGAGCCGGGAUGCUGCAGCAGGCGGCCUAGGGGGAGGCGAUCGCGGGGGCCCGCAGCUCAGCCGGGCGAAGGAGCCGGAACGUCUGAAUCCUUCACUCCGGACCCGUCGCUGCUGAAGGGGAAGCAAUGAGCGCAAGGGCCCUGGCCAGUGUCCUUUGGGUGGUGCUGCUGGCGCCGUGGAGACUCUGGCACCGGGCUGAAGCGGGCUGCUCUGAAGAGAGAAGAUGCUGCCCUGGCCGGGACCCAAGCUGUGCCAGCACCGGCUGGAGGAUGGACCGAGUCUAUGGGACCUGUUUCUGUGAUGAAGCCUGCAAGCUCACGGGGGACUGCUGCUAUGAUUACUCGCAGGCGUGCCCAGCUCUUCCGUGCAUCGUUGGGGAGUGGAGUCACUGGAGUGGCUGUGCAGAGCAGUGUAAGCCUAAUUUGCGAAUGCGUAGGCGCUAUGUGAAACAGGAACCUAAAAAUGGUGGGGAACCUUGCCCCAUACUUGAAGAGAAGUCUGGCUGCCUGGAAUACCUGACUUACCAGGGGAAGGACUGCGGACAUGAACACGUUCCUGCUUUCAUAACUACCUCUGAAUACAGUAAGGAAAGAAAAAGACGAGCUGUGUCGCCACUGUGGUCUUCAGAUGCAGAGGAAGCUGGAUAUUGUGUGGAAUUUAAAACUGAAUCACUCUCUCGCCAUUGCACUGUGGAGAAUCGGCCAUACGCCCGCUGGAUGCAGUAUCUACGAGAGGGGUAUACGGUGUGUGUAGCUUGCCAGCCUCCAGCUAUGAAUACUGGCAACCAUCGUUGUUCUGGAGAUGGCCUGGGUGCGGAUGGAAAUAAAGUUCUCCGUUGGCAAGCUGUUGGUAAUCCUCGGUGCCAAGGAACAUGGAAGAAAGUUCGGCAAGUGGAACAAUGUUCAUGUCCUGUUGUGCAUAGUUUUAUUUUUACAUAAAAGUUGGAAAGAGAACUUUGAAGAACAUCCAUUAACAUCUUUAAAUCAAUUUUAUCACUUUGUGAAGCCACAAGAACUCUACUUUUCUGCUGUGCUUGCUUGCUGAACCUUAAUCGAACUUUUAAAGACAAGACAAGACUUUAGGAGCCAUUCUGGUUGAGUGUAUGUUUGCCCUGUACCCAGAUAUUAAGAUGGAUCUUCUUACUGCUGAAUACACUUUAAGCUACCUUUUUUCUCUUUUUUGUAAUUAAAAAGAUUGAAAUUAAUCUUGAAUUAAUUUAAAAUUAAUUAAAUUAAAAUUAAAUGCC
This is a messenger RNA of Malaclemys terrapin pileata, 1737 nucleotides long. RefSeq names its product somatomedin B and thrombospondin type 1 domain containing (gene SBSPON). The record is from RefSeq and is a predicted model, not a curated record. Lineage: Eukaryota; Metazoa; Chordata; Testudines; Emydidae. The transcript is spliced from 5 exons. The coding region runs from base 617 to 1429 and encodes 270 amino acids.